Molecule: messenger RNA, 771 nt
Organism: Hordeum vulgare subsp. vulgare (domesticated barley)
Lineage: Eukaryota; Viridiplantae; Streptophyta; Magnoliopsida; Poales; Poaceae
Product: ethylene-responsive transcription factor 1-like
Exons: 2
Coding region: 1-771 (256 amino acids)
Biological process (GO): regulation of DNA-templated transcription; ethylene-activated signaling pathway
Molecular function (GO): DNA-binding transcription factor activity; DNA binding
Source: RefSeq, a predicted model, not a curated record
AUGGAAUACGAUGAGAAGGACUUUGAGGACGAUUCCGGGGACUCUAUCAUGGAGCUGGUGUGCGGUGGGGUGGCUCAGAAGGAUGACGACGAUGAGUCCCUCUCCCAAGGUAUCGGCCCGGGGUACCUUGCACUAGUUUCUAAUAGAUCCCUCUCCCAAGAUGACUUAAGCACCAUGCCUAUCACAGAUUUUGAUCGUCCUUCAGAAAUGCCAAAAAUAAGGAAGAGAAAGAACCAAUUCCAGGGUAUCCGUCAGCUCCCCUUGGGUAAGUGGGUUGUUGAAAUCACACAUCCUACCAAGGAUGUCCAUGUCUGGCUCGGUACUUUCAAUAGUGCUGAAGAAGCUGCAAGAGGUUAUGAUGCUGAAGCACGCAUGAUCCAUGGAAAGAAAGCUAAGGUUAACUUUACAGAGAAACCAACAAGACAUGCUGACUUCGCAUCAAACCAACCACUUGUUCCCGCAAUGAACUAUGCUGCCCCUGUUGAACCUCCUGUUAUGGAUAUGUACUCUGACCAGGGUAGCAACUCUUUUGUCUACUUUGAGUUGGGCUGGGAGUAUGACACCAAGACUGCACAUAUAUCAUCCAUUGCUCCCAGUUCUACCAAUGUUGAAGGAGAAGAAUCUGCACUCGUCAAGAACAAUACUUACAACUCUAUGGUGCCUCAUGUUAUGGAGAAUAAUGCUGCCAAUUUUGAACCUUGGAUGAGAUAUCUUCUGGAUGACAGCAUGGAUGAGCUGAUUGAUAGCCUUCUGAAUUUUGAUGUGCCCUAG